This is a messenger RNA of Lineus longissimus, 6203 nucleotides long. RefSeq names its product mesoderm induction early response protein 1-like. Gene Ontology annotation, molecular function: histone deacetylase binding; transcription corepressor activity. The record is from RefSeq and is a predicted model, not a curated record. Gene Ontology annotation, cellular component: nucleoplasm. NCBI's taxonomy places the organism in Eukaryota, Metazoa, Nemertea, Pilidiophora, Heteronemertea, Lineidae. The coding region runs from base 78 to 1670 and encodes 530 amino acids. The transcript is spliced from 10 exons. Gene Ontology annotation, biological process: negative regulation of transcription by RNA polymerase II.
UGGCGGAGCCAACGACAAGUGAUUGCAGUAGCCCAGCUACGGAAUCCGAUGACAAGGAGUUUAAUCCCUCCGUUGAAAUGAUGAUCAAUGACUUUGAUGAUGAGCGGACAAUGGAUGACGAGGAAGGCUUGAGUGGUUCAAGCUGUGGCAAUGAGCUUGAUGACUUGCAAAGGGAAGGUGACAUGCCCCUGGAGCAACUUCUUGCUUUCUACAACUACAGUUCAGAGCCACAGGACACAAGAUCAAGCAGUGAGGAAAGUGAAGAAAUACUCAGCAACAGGGACUUGACGCUCGACAAGGAUGAAAUAGCGAGGGAUCUCUUGAAGAAUGACGACAACGAUCGGAGUCCAACUGUGAAUGAUCUCCUGGAUAGUGUAGAAGUUCCAUCGCAAACAUCAAGACUUCUUAGAUCUCAUAGUCAGACCGGUAGUUCAGAUGAGGAUGAUGAAGAGGAUUUGGACUAUGAACCCACCAAGGAGGAUGACUGGAAGAAGGUUAUACAAGUUGGAUCAGACUUCCAAGCUGUCGUUCCUGAUGGAAUGUGUAAAUAUGGUGAUGCCCCUGCGUAUGAGAAUGAAGAUCGAUUACUCUGGGAUCCUAACAAAAUGGAAUCAAAAGAAGUAGUUGAAGACUAUGUGCGGCGCGUCAACCAAGAGACGUUACAGAAUGCCCAAGGUGUCAAUGCCAUUCCUACAGGUGACCACAUCAGAGAUGACGAACAGGCCUUGUAUUUAUUGUUACAAUGUGGACAUAAUGUCGAAGAAGCAAUCAGGAGACGGAAAAUGCAAUCAGUGCCACCAACAGAUCCAAUGAGUCUAUGGUCAGAAGAAGAAUGUAGGAAUUUUGAAAAUGGCCUCCGAACAUAUGGGAAGGACUUCCAUCUAAUACAAUUACAUAGGGUACGGACCAGAUCCGUAGGCGAAUUAGUUCAAUUUUACUACUUAUGGAAGAAGACGGAGCGACAUGAUGCAUUUGCCAACAAACACCGCCUUGAGAAGCGGAAGUACACACUUCAUCCUGGUGUCACUGAUUACAUGGACCGGUUCCUCGACGACCAGGAGAAUCCAACACCGCCUCGUGAUCGCUCAUCUAGUCCUGGUAUUCAUUCCCUCAUGUACGGUGAUCACAAACGCCACCCGCUACAGCAAGAGUUACGGCCUGUCUUGACAGAUCUUCACAUGGACCCCAACUUCCAACCACAGAAUUUCACCAGCACACCUAAUCUAGACACUGCCAAAGUGCUGGAGAACUCCACUGCACUCUUGCCAUCAGAAUUACUAGAGCACUCGGUUAGUCAGAAUAAAGGGGAAAAUGGUGAUCAUAGUGCAACGAUCACACCGGAGUCUGUUACAAAAAAUACGGAUCACCCGUUAGACUCAAACUGUUCGGAAGUGACAGAGAAUAGACUUAACAGUACAGGGGUGGAUGACAGUGAACCACCGACAAAGCGACUUAAACAUUCUCCUGUGUCAGAAAAUGACAGUUUGGUAUCGCAUUCAACAACUAUAGAACAAAUUCAUAAUGCCAUUAACCAUUCGGUAGAUGGCGGACUUGCAGCAAAUUGUAUACCAAGUAUUAGUGACGUUCAUCAUCUAAUUGAUAGCAAUCUUAACUCGUUAAUUAGUGAAUCUGUACCUGUGACAUCCGAGGCAAUGGCGACUGGUCAGUGAUGCAUUCCAUGCGUAGUUGAGUCGAGGCUGUGCAAUACUACAUGUAGUGGCUAUGGUGUGUUGAUGUGACGCUGCACUUGACGGAACCGAGUGACACUUUGUGCACUACUAAGUAGUGUUAUUUGUUUAUUAUGUUGGUCACAACAGCAAUGUGAUUUGCAAAGUAGAUAAUGAAAUGUGAUGCUUCGAGGGAUGACAGCUGUUGUAGUGGUGGAACAAAAUGGGACUUUUUUAUUUCUUCAGAUUUCUCUCUUUAGGGCCUAAUGUAGAUGAAGAUGGUGUGAUCUUCAAAAAUCUACAAAUGCCCGCAUUUGGCUUUUCAAAUAAUGGAUUUUUAGGGACCCUUCUUAUUGUUCAUAAACUAUUAAAUAGCAUUGAGGUCAAUCAGGAUUUUAACCUGAAUGGCGGGUUGGUCGUGGUUGUCGAUUUCAAAUUUGUCCUCCAUUCAAAAUGUUGGCAAGACUGCCAAGACAAUGAAUUGUCUUUGGUGUUUUCACAAGGUAUUUAGUCCAUGCCUUUGUUGCAUUUUAAAUGUGUGUUUUAAAAAGGCAUUUGAAGUCAUUAUUGUACAUGCAUGAUAACACGUACCUGAUAAUAUCAAAAGGUGGAUGAAUGCGUCAAGCUAGAAGCAAGUAAUUUUCCUUGAAAUAAUUGGGGCAGUUUCAUUCAGCAUGCGUUUGAAUUUGUAGCAACCCUCAAAUUGUUGUAUAUAUAAUCCUUCAUCCAACUGUAAUUUAUUGUGUUUUUGUGAAGUGGUGGAUGAAACCUUCUUAGAUGGCGUGAAUUCUGUUCAAGGCUUCAGCUAAUUUGUUUGGUCGUCUGCUUUUGAUUUACUUACCAGGAAUAUGUCUCCAGUCAAAAGGCUUAAUUUCUGAACUUAUGUUCAGAUGAAGACGCCUUGUCAAUUUGUGGAAAGUAUGUUGUCAGUGUGGAGUUUAUCAAUCUUUUCUACUUGCCAUUUUCUAAAAUCAAUUGGCAUCGUGCGCUAGUGGCAGAAUUAAAAAAUAAAGUGUGAGUUCUUAUGGGUAAGCAUCCUGUACCAAAGUAUGCACUUUGCCAAGUGUUCAGCAACAAAAUUUGCAAAUAACUACAAAACAAUAGUCAAUACUUUCAACAAUACUUUUGAAACCACACUGACAACUCCGCUACCAUAAAGAAAUGUCAUUCAUUCAGUAUUACAUGUAAAUGCUUUUGUUAUGUAUCUGUAUAUCAUUUGUCAUAAUCCUCUAGCAUGUCUGUUACUAGUAAAACAUAGUCAUAGUCUUUUGUGUUUUUGUUAAGACCACUGUUCUUCCACCUGUACCAUGUUAUUAUACUGUAACCCAGAAUUUUUUGCAAGCGUUUAAUCUUGCAGUCUGACCAGCACAAUUGACAAGUGCAAAAUGUAAGUUUUGCGCUAUUAAGUGGGGGCAAAAGCCAGUAAAACCCGCCAGAACAAUUUUCCUGGUUACAGUAGUCCUUGUCCAGUAGCUACAAUCAUGUACAUAAAAAUUAUAGGCAGAGGGAACUUACAAAUCAUGUUGUCAUAAUCAUUAACUUACAAAUGUCUGUAUUAUGAGUAUCUUGGUGAUAUUCCCAAUUGAAAAAGGGAAUGGUUGGUAUUUGAGCUUCCCCAUCAGGAUAAGUUCAUGUAGAGUGGAUAGUUGAAAGCAAAUGUAAUGCAGUUUGCCUGUUCUUGACCAUCGGCAUAAAUCUCGAGACCCCAUUUCUGACCAGAAGCUUGAAUGGUCUAUGGGGGGGGGGGGGGGGCUAUAUCAUUAAUUGUCUUAUGCACAAUAGAUUUCCAACCCAUGUCAAUUACAUUCACAAAAGGUUCUAUAUAUUGUAUUGGACUGCCACUUCUAUUACUGCCACUAUUUGGCAAAAAUCCCCCAUUGAAUGUCCUCCUAGAACAAACAUGUACUGGUAUAAGUAGUGAAAGCCAACAGUUCGGUGCUCAAUUCCCAGCGUAAUUAUGCUCCAUGUUCCUGUACAAAGCUUGCUCUAUGUUUUGGAAUCCAAGAUCUAGAGUGCUGUUCGUUAAGGGUCUGUUACUGUUGAUAUAUUGUCAUCUUUCUGUUCUUUGUACAUUUGAUCCUGAGUCAGCGCAGCACCAGUGGGAAGUGUAUAAAAUGUGGACUUUUUGAGUGAGAAAAACUGUUUCUGUUCAUUUUUCUUUGGGAUAUCAGUGCACUAUUGUAAUGGUUCGAUGGAUGAUUUUUAAGAGGACUUGAAAAGGCCUUGGCAAGGGAAGUCAGGGGGUGAAUGACUUCCCUUUGGGGAAUAUCUUUGGAAAUCGAGACCAUUUGCAGGAUGGCAUUGCAAUCAAGUUGUGUGAGAAUAAGUUUUCAAUCUGGUUACGAGAGUUUCUGUUAAUUUCCGUAACCUUUAAGUAUCAAUCAACAGUACAUGGUAGCACCGGCAAUAUCAGUUGUUUAAAUCAUCUUCAUCCCUGCUUGGUACGAAAACCAAAUGUGUUCGCAUUUUAAGGAAAAAGUGUUUGUAAUACGAGAUAUUAUUUUUGUUACCUCUAAUGUAUAGUUGAAUCAGUAAUACGUGAUUUGCCAUAAAGACUUUUUAGAAAUGUAAUUGUAAACUAUGACAUAAUUGUUCUUGUAAAGUACAUCUUCCAUACUCAUAAUGGAAAUUUGUUGUUGCUAUUAAUGUUUCAUAAUGUAUAUGUACAGACUUCCAGAUAUCAAAGCUUGGCCUCGUAUUACGUUUGAAGAAAGUGACUCACAUACAAAACUGAAUUUGUUUAGCGUGGUGUUUCGAUAAGUCUGAAACAUUAUUUUUUCUGUUAAGUAGAGAACUGGGGCAGGUACAAAAACUUCUUCCUAAAUGUACGUCGCUCUGCUAUAACAGCUGUUUCCAAUCAAACAAAUGAAAUCAUAUUGUGUUUGAACGGGGACUGUGAUUACUUGAGGUCGAUGCAGAUGAGUGCGAACGUUUACAAAGACAUCUCGUCACAGUAAGAAUAAUGUUGCCUUUUGCUGCAGCAGUGCACACUCGCAUGACACAUUUCCGUAUCACUGCAUGUAUUUAUUGUGAAUAAUCAUGAGAAAUUGUCAAUGUCUUUAUCGGAGUUGAAUGUACUUCUUAUCCACACUUAAUACUGGCAUGUCAAAUGCUCCUGUGUGAGAAACCUUUGUCUUCUUUGAAAUUGAACUAUUGCCACCUUACAAUGUAUAAACAUUUCCUUUCAGUGUCCUUUCAUGGCUGGGUUUACAUAGGUUUCACAAAGCCAGGCUGGGCUUACAUAGAAUUUACAGUGUGAUCAGUUGCAUCAUUUGUCACGAGCAUGUUUGAUGUUUGUUCAUUGACUCUUGACUUGAAUGACGGGGUGGGAGGGAAGUGAUAUGUGUGAUGCCUGCAUGUAUGUUGCCUGUUCUUUAGAAAUGACUUGUCUACUCUUCAUGUCAUAAGUGACCAUGCGUAGAAAAUGACAUGUCGCAAGUAACAGCCUGAACUCUAUGUGAACCUGGCCUGUCCUAAUCAUCGUAGUCCCAUGUUCAGUAACAUAGCAAGGAGAUUAGGGUGUUAUGUGAAUGACUCUGGUAUCCAGAUUGCAAUGGCAGUAGGUGUUCGAGUUAAAGUUUAAUAUAAGUUGGUACACUUAUAGCCUCUGUGCGUCAAUGUGUACUGUCUGUAGGGAUUUUGUACCACAUGUAGAAAUACCGUGGCUAUAAUUGUAUCACUUUACCUCAAAUGUAUGUCAAUGUUUUAGUAUUUUCAUUGAGGUGGAAUUGCAUAAUAAUUCCUCAGUGAAAAUGUUUUUGAAACUGCGGUAUAUUAUCGCCAAUCAUAAUCAAAAUCAACUUGUGUUGAAGUCUUCAGUACUUGUUGGGUACACAGUGAUGGAGGCCUGGUUGUGUGGAAAAGAUAUCACAACAUGCAGGCCUGUGUGUCAAUACAAAUUUUAUUGGGAAUACAUUGAUCAGUAUUGCAUGCUGUAAACCGUCAAAAAGUUGCCCCCUACUUAUUUUUAUAAUUUGCAAAAUAUCAAAUUUUCACAAUUUUUUUCAAUUUGGCAUAUUUAGUUAAUAACCUCUGUCAGAUUUGAAUUGACAUCGAUCAAUGAUAUAUUCUGCCAAAACAGUUGAAAAAGAAGGGCAGCCUGGUAUUGCUUGGCUGGCAAACAUAGGCUCUUUUAUUUCACUAUUUCUGUAAGCUUUCUUUGUACUGUUUGAUGUAAAAUGGCCGAAUUUGCCAACAGUUUAAGCGGCGAACUUAUCUUGGAUUUUUUUGCCUUUUCUGUCCUUUGAGAUCACAAUAUGAUGAAGACUUCUUUUCCUGAGGAUUAAUGGCCAAACAAUCUUUUCCUAACGUCCCGAUCUAGGGUUGAAAACAUUACUCUUUUGUUCCAUGCAUUUUGCAGUUCUGUGACUGAAGUUGUAAACGCAUUUGAAAAUGUGCCGUUUGUACAAAAGGUUGAAAGACCAGAUGAAAUUUAUAUUUGAAUAGAUUGAUAUAUUUAUUGUGUACAUAUUACGAAACUUUUAGGUCUGAACAUAGUGUGUAGAAUAUAACAUGACAAUAAAAUGAUUUGUCAAA